Molecule: messenger RNA, 1390 nt
Organism: Neltuma alba
Lineage: Eukaryota; Viridiplantae; Streptophyta; Magnoliopsida; Fabales; Fabaceae
Exons: 3
Coding region: 118-804 (228 amino acids)
Source: RefSeq, a predicted model, not a curated record
UCCAGCUUCCCGGUGAUGGAAAGGCGUCGAAGCUGCAAAAGUUCCCCUGGAGAUCUCAGGAGGUAGAAAAUUUCCGCUUUAUAAUUUCGCUUCUUCUGCGAAAAUUAUCGGUUUGUUAUGGAUAGUUUCACCGCCGAAGAUCUCUCAACUAUUGGUGGAAUCGCCACUGUUUCGAUCCUACAUUCCUUCAUUCCCACCCACUGGCUUCCUUUCUCCAUCGUUGGUCGCGCCCAGAAAUGGACUCUCUCUCGCACUGUGCUCGUCACUGCACUUGGAGCAAUUUUGCAUGUAAUAUCCACUUCACUUCUUGGGAUUACGGCAAUCACCAUGGCAAAUACUAUUGCUGGUGAAGAAACAGUGCAUAAGCUUGCUUCAGUUUUGCUCAUAUUUCUUGGUGGUGGUUAUGUUCUGUUGUUUUUGUCUGGAAAGGGUGGCCAUAGUCAUUCUCACAACCAACCCAUGGAGAAAAUGGCUGUUGCUGGACUCAUUCUUGUUCCUGCAUUAUCUCCUUGUGCAACAACACUUCCAGUAUUUCUUGCUGUUGGAAAUUCAUCUUCCAUGAUGGUUCUUGCCAUUAUAGUGCUGCUUCUCAGCACUAUAACUGUGAUGACGUCACUUGUGGCGUUGUCAUUCUAUGGGGCCAGUCAGCUAAAGUUUCAUUGGGUGGAGCGGUAUGACAAACUUCUUGUUGGCUCAGUGCUGUGUUUGGUAGGAGUUCUGACCCUAAUUUUCCAUGAUCAUGAUCAUGAUGGAGACCUAAGCUCUUUUGGAGGGCACUCCCACAGGAAAAUCAUUUCCCCAUGAGAAUCAUUCAUGGCCUGCUAUUUUGAAGCUUCUGGGCUUUGCCACUGUUGCUACUUGCAAUACAGAGAUUUGAUCAGCUUAGUCUAGUUAAUAGUGGGUGGAAACUUGAUUUCCAAAUCUAAAGGGGCAGUUGGUGGAUGAAUUGCUUUGUUUCUUUCUAUAGUUUACCCUCAUGUGCUUGUCUGAAAUUAGUUUUUCCCCAUUUUUGAUUGAAGUGUGUCAUUCAACCCCCCGUGGAGUGUCCAGUUUCCACUUGGCCACCCUGAGUCAAAAGUAUAUUCCCCUAAUAUUUUGAGCAAUUUCAUGUUCUCAUGAUUUGUUUUGUCAAAAUUUGGAUGGAAAAUACUAUUUCCUCAUGCAAUACACAAGCAGGUUGGGUGACCCACCGUGAACCAGAGCGAACUAAUUUCAAGGUCAAUCACAUCUGUAAUUACUCCUUUCUUUCUUGUUUAAAUAGUAAGUUCAUAUACAGCUACUGACCUCUCUGUAAUUUGACAGAUCACUAUGGUAUGCAAUUUUUAUCAUUCAAAAGCAAAGUAGUGUGCCGUUUCAUUGAUAUCAGUAUGACUUGCGUUAUUUGCUGUAA